Messenger RNA from Phytophthora infestans T30-4, 279 nucleotides. RefSeq lists its product as uncharacterized. The transcript has a single exon. Bases 1 to 279 code for a protein of 92 amino acids. Gene Ontology annotation, cellular component: endoplasmic reticulum membrane; dolichol-phosphate-mannose synthase complex. NCBI's taxonomy places the organism in Eukaryota, Oomycota, Peronosporomycetes, Peronosporales, Peronosporaceae. The record is from RefSeq and is a predicted model, not a curated record. Gene Ontology annotation, biological process: GPI anchor biosynthetic process.
AUGCUCAAGUACCAGAAGUGGCUCGCUGCGUUUGUCGUGCUGUUCGCGCUAUGGCUACUGCUGCUACGGUACGCAGCCGACCACAUCCAAGACUCGCGUGUACAGGAGGUGGUCAUGGCGCUGCCCAUGUACGUGCUUGUGUCCUAUGGCGCAUACUCGCUGGCGGUGAUCGCACUAUCCGUCAUGGCUGUACAAGACUGCCCCGAGGCGGCCAAGGAGCUGAACCAGCAAGUCGUGGAGGCGAAGGCCGAUUUGACCAAGAAGGGAUUCAUAUUCUAG